CGGGAACUUGGGCUGGGGAAAGCGAGAAAGCUAGAGGGAACCUAGGAUGAGAAGGCCGGGAAGGAAAGUGAGAGUCCGGGUCAUAGAGAAAGCGAAGAGGGGAGAGAGAACCUAGGCAGAGGAAGGAACAAGGACCCAAGGCCGGGAGCGCUGAGGAGGGAACCGAGAGCUCGGACCUGCAGCGAUCCAGGCUAGAGAGGGCCUAAAAGGGAACUGGAAAUCCCAGGCAGGCCUGAGCUCGGCCUGGGCAGGAAUUGUGUCUGUUUCCCCCCUCACCCUACCCUCAACCUGUGAGGAAACCCAGCUAUCAGAGCGCAGCCGCGACCCCAUGGUCAAUCGGUAUUGCUGGAUGCAGUUGCCAAUAUUUUGUUGAGUCUGCGUUCAUCAGCAACUUUGGCCGGUGGGCAGUAUCCAGCUAAAGUGGAUUGAGAGCUGGAAAAGGGAAGAGAAGUCAGAAGCCAGGGACAGGAAGAGGCUAACAUGGCUGGUAACAUUAUAAUUUAGUGAACCACCACUUUUCCAAAGAGGAACCCAAAGGAAGACUGAGCAUCUCUUGCAAAUUUCAAAACCAUGGCUCAGGGAUCAGUAUCAUUUAAAGAUGUGACUGUAGAUUUCACAGAGGAGGAGUGGCAGCACCUGGAUCCUGCUCAGAAGACUCUAUACAUGGAUGUGAUGUUGGAAAACUAUUGCCACCUCAUUUCUGUGGGCUGUCACAUGACCAAACCUGAUGUAAUUCUCAAGUUGGAAAGAGGAGAAGAGCCAUGGACACCAUUGAAAAGUCACACCUGCUUAGAACAAAACUGGAAUGCCGAAGAUGUUUUAGUGAAAUUUAAAGAAUGCCAAGAUAAGUAUUCUAGAUCAGUUGUACUCAUCAGUCACACAAAACUGAUUAAGAAGAACAGUAAUGCAUGUGACAGGACAUUUACUUUAAGCAAAAACUCUAUAAAUUCAAAAAAUCUAAUUCCUGAAUAUAACAGUCAUGGAAAUAUUUUCAAAAAUGUAUCAGAAUUAAUCAUAAGUAAUCUAAAUUCUGCAAGAAAGAGUCAUAAUGAAUAUAAUAGACAUGAGAAAUCACUCUUCAAUAGUAAACCAGAGACAGCUCACCAUGGAGUCAAAUCCCAUAAUCAACAUGAUAGAGGUAUCAGUCAUAAUGAAGUGCUGAUGCAAUAUCAUAAGAUGGAAACUCCAGCACAGUCAUUUGAAUAUAAUGACUGUGAAAAAUUAUUGCUUAAAAAGGGAGGUUUACUUACACAUAAUAGAGCUUACAGGAAUGAAAACCCAUCUGAAUGUAAUAAAAGGAGAAGAGCAACCAAUAUUGAAAAAAAACAUAUAUGCACUGAAUGUGGGAAGUCCUUCUGCAGGAAGUCAGUAUUGAUUCUGCAUCAGGGGAUUCACACAGAGGAAAAACCUUAUCAAUGCUAUCAAUGUGGAAAUUCAUUUAGAAGAAAAUCAUAUCUCAUUGAUCAUCAAAGAACCCACACAGGAGAGAAACCCUUUAUUUGUAAUGAAUGUGGUAAGUCGUUCCGCCUAAAGACAGCCCUCACUGAUCAUCAGAGAACACAUACAGGGGAGAAAUCAUAUGAAUGUUCACAAUGUAGGAAUGCCUUCAGAUUGAAGUCACACCUUAUUCGUCAUCAGAGAACUCAUACAGGAGAGAAACCAUAUGAGUGUAAUGACUGUGGGAAGUCUUUCCGCCAGAAAACAACACUUUCUCUACAUCAAAGAAUUCAUACAGGAGAAAAGCCCUAUAUUUGUUUAGAAUGUGGGAAGUCCUUUCACCAGAAGGCAAAUCUUACUGUACAUCAGAGAACUCAUACAGGGGAAAAGCCCUAUAUUUGUAAUGAAUGUGGGAAGUCCUUCUCCCAGAAGACAACCCUUGCUCUUCAUGAGAAAACUCAUAAUAAGGAGAAACCCUAUAUUUGUAAUGAAUGUGGUAAGUCUUUCCGCCAGAAGACAACCCUCAUAGCACAUCAGAGAACACAUACUGGGGAAAAAUCUUAUGAAUGUCCUCACUGUGGGAAGGCCUUUAGAAUGAAGUCAUAUCUCAUUGAUCAUCACAGAAUUCACACAGGAGAGAAACCAUAUGAAUGUAAUGAAUGUGGAAAAUCCUUCAGUCAGAAGACAAAUCUUAAUCUACAUCAGAGAAUUCAUACAGGGGAAAAACCCUAUAUUUGUAAUGAAUGUGGGAAGUCCUUUCGUCAGAAAGCAACCCUCACUGUCCAUCAGAAAAUACAUACAGGUCAGAAAUCCUAUGAAUGUUCUCAGUGUGGGAAAGCCUUUAGCAGGAAGUCAUAUCUCAUUCAUCAUCAAAGAACUCAUACCGGAGAGAAACCGUACAAAUGUGAUGAAUGUGGAAAGUGCUUCCGCCAGAAGACAAAUCUCAUUGUACAUCAGAGAACUCACACAGGGGAGAAACCCUAUAUUUGUAAUGAGUGUGGUAAAUCCUUCAGUUAUAAGAGAAACCUCUUUGUCCAUCAGAGAACUCACAAGGGAGAAAACAUGGACAUGCAAUAAAUGGUGUGAUUUCUUUGUGAAGCCUUCCUUCCAAAGUUAUUUCAAAACUUUAGUUUUUUUUUAAAGCAUGCUAAUAAGGUAAUUUUAAUUACAAAUGUAAUAGCAGUUAAUAAUUUAAAGUGCCAUACAGCAUAACUGUUUUACUGUUUAAUACUAUAAAAAUGGAUAUGAUCAUUAUUACUGAACUCUAUUAGCAGUGAAUCUAAUUUUUUAAUAUUUUGUGUUCUACUGGCUCAGUUUAUUUUUAAAAGACUUUAAUACAUGGAGAGGCAAAAUAAAAUAAUGGUUAUGAACAGUUUUCAUAAGAGAAAUGAAAUAUGAACUAUAUUUCUCAUUGCACUCAGUGAAAUAAAAAGUAGUUGUUACUUCCUCUAAGUUGAUCACUUUCCUGCCCUGUAACAUUAUGAAGUAGUUUUUGCAUGUCUUUAUAUAUUUUUAUCCUAUAUCAUAAAUUCUUUGUGUCUUUUUUCACUCAACAUUCUGAAAUUCAUACAUUCUUGUAUGGGCAGCAGUGUCUUUAUAUUCCUUUGUUUACUAUUUCAU
Messenger RNA from Artibeus jamaicensis (Jamaican fruit-eating bat), 3057 nucleotides. RefSeq names its product zinc finger protein 567 (gene ZNF567). The transcript has 7 exons. Gene Ontology annotation, biological process: regulation of cytokine production; regulation of immune system process; negative regulation of transcription by RNA polymerase II. The record is from RefSeq and is a predicted model, not a curated record. The coding region runs from base 571 to 2514 and encodes 647 amino acids. Gene Ontology annotation, molecular function: DNA-binding transcription factor activity; RNA polymerase II cis-regulatory region sequence-specific DNA binding. NCBI's taxonomy places the organism in Eukaryota, Metazoa, Chordata, Mammalia, Chiroptera, Phyllostomidae.